CUCAUUACAGUCAACGUAAUCACAUUUUCCCAUUUCCUCCGAACAAAAUGCCACCUCGCUGCUUCAUAAUCCGCCACGGCGAAACAGAAUGGUCCCUAAACGGCCGACACACAGGCGAAACAGACCUCCCGCUCACAGCGAAUGGCGAGAAACGUAUCCGAGCAACCGGCAAAGCCCUAGUCGGCGACGACAGACUAGUCGUCCCGAAGAAGCUAGCACAUGUCUUCGUCUCACCCCGCACCCGCGCACAACGAACCCUCGAACUCCUCGAGAUCGGCUGUCGGGAACGGCUCCCCUGGAAUGAGCAGCGCAAGCCUGAAGAGGAAGAGGCUAUUCGGACCGAAGCGCGCGUUGAGAUUACGGAUGCUGUGCGCGAGUGGGAUUACGGGGAUUAUGAGGGGUUGACUAGUAAACAGAUUCAGGAGAUUCGGGCUGAGAAGGGGGAGGGGCCUUGGAAUAUUUGGACGGAUGGGUGUCCUGGUGGAGAGUCCCCCGAAGAUGUCAUCCGGCGUCUUGAUGCUCUGAUCGCCGAGAUCAGAGAGAAAUACCAGCGUCCCUGCUUUGAGAACCCCGAUGAUACAAAGGGUGACGUGCUCGUCGUUGCGCAUGGACAUAUCCUGCGUGCAUUUGCCAUGCGCUGGACUGGGAAGCCUUUGACGGAGACGUCGCUGAUUCUGGAGGCUGGUGGUAUUGGAACGCUCAGUUACGAGCACCACAAUAUCGAUGAACCGGCGAUUAUCCUCGGUGGACAGUUCGUUGUUGAGUGAUUGCGAGGGUCAUUUAGAUGAUGCCCGAUCCUCGAUGCCCAGGUGGAGAGGGGAAGUAAUGCCUCCGCUGGGGCAACUUCCAAUCAACAUCCACCCACGCACCCAUCCCAAUUCAAAACCCCAUUUCAAUAAAC
Penicillium canescens is the source of this 901-nucleotide messenger RNA. Its product is annotated as histidine phosphatase family protein. Gene Ontology annotation, biological process: ribose phosphate biosynthetic process. NCBI's taxonomy places the organism in Eukaryota, Fungi, Ascomycota, Eurotiomycetes, Eurotiales, Aspergillaceae. Gene Ontology annotation, molecular function: sedoheptulose-bisphosphatase activity. The coding region runs from base 48 to 767 and encodes 239 amino acids. The record is from RefSeq and is a predicted model, not a curated record. The transcript is spliced from 5 exons.